Molecule: messenger RNA, 551 nt
Organism: Drosophila mojavensis
Lineage: Eukaryota; Metazoa; Arthropoda; Insecta; Diptera; Drosophilidae
Exons: 2
Coding region: 116-445 (109 amino acids)
Biological process (GO): positive regulation of DNA-templated transcription; mRNA export from nucleus
Cellular component (GO): nuclear pore; SAGA complex
Molecular function (GO): transcription coactivator activity
Source: RefSeq, a predicted model, not a curated record
UCUAUUUAAUACUGGAAGCCAAUGAAAAUACUGUUUCAUCAAAUCAUAUAUGUGAAGCACAGAAGGCAUAGCAAAUCUGAGCACGUCGACAGUUCACAUACAUCGUAGAUGAAUCAUGGAAAACAGCGAUGGAAAUAACGGAACCAAUGGCAGCGACGGUGGCAGCAACGGUGGAUAUCAGCGCAAGUCCUUGAGAGCCGAUCAAAUCCUAACUCAGGACGAAUUGAAGUAUAUAAAUGAAUUGUUGGAUCAACGUCUUAGCGAAUUAGGCUGGCAAGAGGGGAUUCGUAAAAAGAGAGAAGAAAUUGUGGCAGCACGAGGUGAAUCGGAUGAUGUCGACCUCGAGGUCCUAGCAUUUGCAAACAUAUCGAUGCCCCGAAUCGUGCACAUGGAGCUGGCGGAACUCAUACGUGAUAUCUUGCUCUCGCGCAAUUACUUUGGUUAAGAGCAAUUCUGAGUUAUGAGAUGUAUUAAGUAUUGCAGAAUACUGAAGCAAAUAAAACAAAUAAGAAAGCUCUAGUCGAAACUGGUCGACUACGAGAUCCCUUGAA